AUGUCUUCUCACACUGUUCUUCGUCACACAACCCGCGAUUCUUGGAAGAACAUCCAAACAUCCGUUGAGCCUCGUCCCAUUGUUGGAAAACAUGAAGUCCUCAUCAAAGUCCGCAGCGUUUCUCUUAACUACAGAGACGUUGCGAUCGCCACUAGCCAGUACCCAUUUCCCGUGAAGGACAAUGUGGUUCCGGGAUCCGAUGCCGCAGGCGAUAUCGUCGAAGUCGGCGAAGGAGUAACCGGGUUUGCGAAAGGUGACAAAGUUGUCGCUGCCUUCGAUCCAGCUACUCUGUAUGGACCUAUUAAGAACUGGCAGAAUGGCCUAGGCGGCCCUAAAGAUGGGGUUCUGAGGGAGUACGUCACGAUUCCAGCCCAAAGUGUGGUAAAGCUUCCUGAGUCGUCAACCCUUAGCUACGCUCAGUGGGCUAGUGUUGUCUGUACUGGAGUGACGGCUUGGAACGCUCUGUAUGGAAACGUGGCAUUGAAGCCCGGGCAGACUGUUCUUUUCCAGGGUACGGGAGGAGUGUCUGUUACCGGCGUGGUCUUGGCCAAAGCGGCAGGUGCGACCACCAUCAUCACAUCCUCUUCCGAUGAGAAGCUAGCCUACGUGAAGGAGAAGUACGGUGUCGAUCACGUUAUCAACUACAAAAAGACUCCCGACUGGGCAGCGGAAGCGCAGAAGAUCACCGGUGGCCAAGGCGUCGAUUUCAUUAUCGAGAACGGUGGCUCUGGUACAAUGAAACAAUCUCUGGAAGCGAUCGCGUACGGUGGAGUUAUUUCUUGUAUCGGAUUCUUGUCUCUUGCAUCGCAAGACCAGAUGCCCGACAUCGCCCUUCUUGCCUUAGGCAAGGGAGCUGUUGUGCGUGGCAUUAUGGUCGGCUCGAAGGAGAUGCUAGAGGAUGCUGUUCGCUUCAUCGGCAAGCAAAACUUGCAGAUUCCGGUUGAGAAGGUGUUCAAGUUUGGCCGUGAUGAGGUUAUCAAGGCUCUUGACUUCAUGACAAGCGGGCAGCAUAUUGGGAAGAUCUGCAUUGACUUUUAG
Messenger RNA from Penicillium verrucosum, 1038 nucleotides. Its product is annotated as zinc-dependent alcohol dehydrogenase family protein. Lineage: Eukaryota; Fungi; Ascomycota; Eurotiomycetes; Eurotiales; Aspergillaceae. The transcript is spliced from 2 exons. Gene Ontology annotation, molecular function: oxidoreductase activity. The record is from RefSeq and is a predicted model, not a curated record. The coding region runs from base 1 to 1038 and encodes 345 amino acids.